AUGUUCGGCUGCUCUGUUAAAUCCACGGGGUCAAAUUUCAAGUCUUUCCAAGUGCUGAAACGUUUCACACACGAGUAUGCACCUCGUUUCAAGCACAUAAGUAAGAAGCAAAAAGGUAGAGUACCUGUGCGUGUUGGUGGUUCAACAAAAGGGUCCACACUCCAGUUUGGAAGAUUUGGGCUACGGUUAAAAACUGAGGGGGUAAGGUUAUCGGCUCAACAGCUAAAAGAAGCUGAUAAUGCCGUCAUGAGGUAUGUGAGGCCGUUGACCAAUGGUCAGCUGUGGAAAAGACUGUGUACAAACAUUGCUGUUUGCAUCAAAGGUAAUGAAACUCGUAUGGGUAAAGGUAAGGGCGGAUUCGAUCACUGGAUGGUUCGUGUUCCUACCGGCAAGAUUAUCUUUGAAAUGGAUGGUGACGACCUUCACGAAAAAGUAGCUCGCGAGGCCUUCAGGAAGGCCGGUUCAAAGCUUCCUGGCGUUUAUGAGUUUGUCUCCAAGGAAUCACUGGUGAGAGUUGGACUCAAGAGUUUCAAGGACCCCGAACAUGAUCCAAAAAUCGACUACAUGGAGAAGCUACGCAAGAAUCCUACAAAGGAGUUUUUAAACUCAGAAAGGGCUAAGCUGCCUCAAUAUCGCAUGUUCAGAGGUCGUUAA
Molecule: messenger RNA, 654 nt
Organism: Lachancea dasiensis
Lineage: Eukaryota; Fungi; Ascomycota; Saccharomycetes; Saccharomycetales; Saccharomycetaceae
Source: the annotation of a GenBank genome assembly